AUGACCAUUGUCCAAUUUACCCCAAAUAUACUGAACAAUAAACUGAGCUCGAAGUUUCCCAUCAGCGAAAUCAUGUAAGCGAAGUGUUGUUUCUCCCACAACCGAGGUAAUCCAGUCGAACUCUUACAUGAAGAAAGACUGCUCACUAGAAAUCGAACUUGCUUAGAGGUAUCGUCCCAGAGUAAAAGCGCAACGGACAAAAUGGGAUCUUUCAACAGGUGCUGGAUGUUUAUCAUUUUAAAAAAUAACGUUCGGUUUGACGGAAAAGCUUUGGUAGGCAAAACCGGCGCCUUUCUUACGCCUAUAUUCAACAUGGGUGUAUAUUGCCGUCCCUGUCUACGGUCAUUAUGAAUUCUGGAUUCAACUCCCAAUUACGCGUGUACUAAUGGGUAGUUUAGAUGUCAUUUGGGACUAUGACAAAUACGUGUUUACUCGGGUUUUUAUGUCCUAUCUGUCGUGCAUUCCAACAAGAUAUAGGAAGACAUUGCCUGUUUCCUGUAAUCUUACUAGUAAAUACUUAACCAAAGAUCGAAUUCAUGUAACUCUCAGAUAUCGUCUUGGCAGAACAAUCAAUCAUACUCAAAACAGGCGGGUUAAUCCUGCCCCAAUGACGAUGCAGUCGGAUGCCUUCCACUUUGGGCUGUUAAAUCCCGGCGAUUUAUAGAUCUGAUGAGAUAGAACAAAUAAUUUUUCUACCAGUUGCUAAUAUCCGAGAUGGACACUAGAGCUGCCACGUCCAGCAGAUGUGCGGCUGAUCAGCAUAAAAACAGUUUUGAAUAUUAUUAAAAAUGCUAUUAUCAGGUAACGCAUAUAAAGAUGGGCAGACGAAAUCACGGUUGAAGACGCCACACAUCGUGUUAACCUCACAAGAUAAACGAAAGAAAACCUUGGUUUAUUAAAACAUCCUGGGCCCUGCCAGUCUCCCUAGGAUGCCUCUUUCUAACUGACAACGCUGUUUACUAACCAAAUUUAUAUUUUGACGCCUAUGGUGUUGAACCCAAGUACAAAUCAAACACGUUAGGUGAGUAAGUGUCUUCGUCUAGCGAUCAAGUCUUCAAUUUCCAUAUGCCAAAUUUCGCUUUGAGGUUAUCUCAUAAUACCGCUGUAGUUCACUUCGGAGUCUUUGCCUUGCCUUUCAUAAUCUUACAAGUUAAGAGGUUUAUAAGAAAAAAACGAACUUCAUGCAUGGUCCCCUUAGUCAAGUCUUUCUAUAUAGUUACACUUUUCCCUUCCGUACGGUCUCCACACCUUUGUUUUGUGCACUUAUUUUCAAGAAAGUUUUUAAUUUUUUUCCUCGUAUAACCGACCUUUGCGGCCUUUAUCUGGUUUCUCGAAGGUUCGUGGUUCAUUCCUUUGCUUACCUUUUAACAACGCAAGCCAAUUUUAAGUUAUAGAGUUUACGCAUUUGCAGCUACUUUCUAGUACGGUCUCAUAUAAAGCUGCCAGCUGAUCACUCAAAAGUGCUCCGUUUCGACAAAAAACAGCAUGUGUCUGCCAGGCAAAAGAUGAGUAUGUUUUUAACUUUCUGACAGAGAAUUAUAUAGCCUUCGACAACUUGGGCCUUUUGAGUAUCCAGUUUGUUUAAUUUUCUCGAACUAUUCAAGUUCAAGGUCUAGACAUUUUCAAAAUGGAUACAAGGCCAAGAAGUUCUUCGCCAUCAAAAAGAUUUAGUGUCUACAGAGGAAGAAAACUUCUAAACUUCAUUCAUGCGAACCUGCUUAAUGCGGAUAGUUUGAUUUACGGGCCAUUUGGAGACCGGAAAGGCAUGAAUUAAAAGAACUGUCCAUUUUUUAGUUAUUUACUGCGAUUUUACUGCAUCUGGAUUAAGUCUAAAAUGCUUCGAAGAAUUCAUUUUGAACGAAGUCUUGACUGAUUACGCAAAUGUGCAUUCAGUUCUUUCGGGCACAGCAUCGCAAACAACCGAUUUAAGGAAUGAUGCAAAGUACUUUACGUUUGAAAUAUAAAACUUUAGAGUCAUUAUCAAAGAGGCCGUAAAUGCGCGCAGCUCGGAUGCCGUCAUAUUUGUAGGAAGUGGGACGACAUACGCGAUUCACAAACUUAUACAUAAUCUGAACCUUACGGAACCACCGGUAAUGACGUUUGAAAAUUCGUUGAUUGAAACGCAGAUUGUUCUUAAUGGUCCAUUUGAACAUCAUUCAAACUCGCUUCCAUGGACACAUUUGGCACACAAAGUUAUCCGACUUAAAACAACAAUCGAUGGAGAUGUUUCGAUUUCUUACCUGGAGGAAAUGCUAAAGGCAAGUAUAUGCCAUAUUAUUGUCCAUAUUCUUGUGAAGCCAUGUCAUAUAGAAAGAUCGAAGGAUUUUCGUACGAUAAAAGACAGACAUACAUUGAUUUUGUGCUUCUCCCGGGAUAAGAAUGUUUAUUUUAGAUAUCCCAGUUUUUUGCUUAUACAAACAAGGAACAGUUUCACAUAUAUUGCAUGGUUUAUGGUUUUGCUAUACGCUGAUCGUGGUUUUAAAAACUCAGCCAUAUGACUGCUCCACAUCUGUAUAUUUUUUUGGCGUUGGUCGUAACGACAAUUCCCUCAACACCGAUUUUUUAUAAGUCAGUCCAAACAGUUGGCCAUUUGCAUGCGACAUUCGAGAAAAAUUCAGGUGUCUUCUUCGAGAUCAUGUCUGAAAUUUUGUUUAAACUAUAUAGUAUCCCUUCGAAAACGUUUAGUCGUCUUAAAUGAGGGUUUUAAUUUUACAGAUUUAUUCACGAUUUCGAAAAUUUGCUUUCUUUUUAUGUUUUUUAGAAGGAAAGCAAGCUGGCCAAAAAAAUAGGUUGCAAGGUUCUUGUGUGUCUUUCGGCUGCAUCUAACGUUACUGGCAUCCUUGUCGAUACGGUGAAAAUAUCUUCGCUUGUUCAUCGAUAUGGCGGCAUUAUAUUUUGGGACUAUGCUACAGCUGCCCCAUACGUCGAAAUCGACAUGAAUCCCCCGAAGAGGUUUGCUCACCCUUCACGGUUUUAAAUAAAAAUUUCUCUAAAGCACAGGCUACGAUAAUGCCUACAAAGAUGCCGUUUUUUUCUCCGUUCACAAAUUCGUGGGAGGUCCACAAACUCCCGGUAUUUUGGUUGCAAAGAAAAGUCUGUUCGAAGCUGGACAACUAUUCCCGCAUACCAGUGGCGGUGGCACAGUAACGUUCGUUCGGAGACAGAAGACUACUUACCUAAAAGUAAUUUUUUUGCCAUUCGCCAUAUUCUUCUAAUUCCAUGUGUUCGAUUGCUUGCAUUAAUCUUAGACCAAACUCUAUUUUUUAAAAUCUGGAAACUCUUGCACUGAACGAGUUUACCAUAUGCUUUUAAAUUAAAGGACGUUGAAGGACGAGAAGAAGGUGGAACACCAGCAAUUGUUGAAUCUAUUAGAGCUGGAAUGGUCGUUCAGCUAAAACAAGCAAUUGGAACGGACCUUAUUGCUAAACGUGAGGAAGAAUUAGUAGCGUAAGUAGCUUAUUUCAAGAAAUAAAAGUAGUUGAGAGGCCUUUUAAGGAACCCAUAAUUGUUAGCUAAUUCCCUGUCAUUUAAAUUCUCAGCCUCAACCGUACUUAAUUUAAAACCGUUUUUACUUGAAUUUGCCAACUUUGGUGUAAACAAGCAGAUCAUUAGAUUUGCAUCUUCAAUUAGUAAACAUAAGCUAUAUUUUAAAACUUUUUAAUUAACUUCACAAUAUUCCAAGAUCGUGCAAAUUUUAAUGUCUUAUAAUGCACUUAGAUCUUUGAAUGCCUGUUUUGUAUACACUAUUGUCUUUUUUGAAGGCGAGCAUGGACAAAAUUCAGGGAUUGCCCAAACUUGAUUGUGCUCGGCGGUAGCAAGGUAAAACGCCUUGCUAUAUUUUCUUUUCUCGUACGCCACACGCGUGAGUUAGCAGUUCAACAAACGACCGGUUCAGCUGAUGGAGAGACGGCGUUGCACCAUAGGCGAAGAAACGUCCCUGAAUCAUGUCUUUUCAUUCAUCACGACUUUGUCUGUGCUCUUCUCAAUGACCUCUUCGGCAUUCAGUCGCGAUCUGGCUGUGCGUGCGCCGGACCUUAUGCACUCGACCUUCUUGGUAUCAAUGAACACCUGGCUACAAGCUACGAAGAGGCUCUAAUUACACAGUAUGUCUCUCAUCCAAGAUUUGACAUUCUACCUCAGAUCUAUUUUCACGGGUUUAUUUUUCGCAUAAAUAAUACUGUUUAGACGACCGACGUUUUACUGCGUACCGUGCCUAAGCACCUUGAUUAAAAAACAACAUACGACCUCAGUAACGUGCCCGCAUUCUAUUUGUUAGCCCAAAAAUGAGCUUUAUUAUACGAACCAUAAUCGUCAUUCUAAAGUUCUCAGGGAUGCUGGUGUGAUAAUCAAAUGCUUUUUUCAAAUUAAAAAUUCAAAACGCAGGUUAUUUGACUUCCCAACGUUUGAGAACAGACUAUUUCCGACUACGUAUUUAUUAAAAUCAACCUUGAUACAAUGCAGUAUAUUACCGGGCAUGCCGUUUACGCUUUUUCGAGCAUAGUGUUAUAAAUACUUUGAGUUGUAUAUAUGUUGGAAGUAUGUCCAUCGAUCGGGUUAUGGGACGCUCUCGUCCCAUCGGGUUUAGUGCCCCACAGGAAGUCACACAGCGAAUAGCAGACGGAGAUUACCAGCAAAGACAAGGGAGAAUGGAAUAGCCACUGCUGGCUUUUCGGCCGUCGUCAGUACGGCUUUACUCAAACUCUGGUUUUAGCGGCAUGCGGAAUUUGAUUCUGUGUUCUUUGUUCAUCAAACGUUAUUACCGAUUGAGCUCCGAAUUAGUUUUAUACUGCAGACGAUUAAAGAAGAAAACGUUUGUCCGAUGCCAAUAAUCGAAGGAAUGACCAAUCUUUAAAAAAAGAAAUGUGACCACAGAUGUUUUUUUACGAAAGGGUUAUCUAACAGCAUAAUGUAGAUACUUAAAAUGCUGUCCUCGUUUUCAAUAGCUCCGCGUUAGUCAUUGUUUAAUGUUUUCCGCAAUCGUUUUCUCAUGGUAAUUGCCCUUUCUGUUAUUACAGGGACAAUGAUGAAAUACCUGAGCAUAGGAUACUGCGGUAAGUUUUCUUAUUCGGUUAUAUUUGUUUAACAUUAUUAGUUUUGUCCAACUUUUCACCCUAUUCUGUUCGCUUUCUACCCCCUUCUUGUUCGUCCUGUACUUUUGGACAGAAAACAACCACAAUCAAAAGUCUUAGCCCUUAUACUUAACUAUAUUAUGUUUGACAUACAUUCAUAAUCAGAAAGCUUCACUUGUACGACAUUUCCUUCCUGAGUUCCUUGACGCUUGGCCACAUACUUGACUCUUAAUUGUUACCUUUCACCUUAAUACUGCUUGAUAAGAAAUAUGCAUGCCAGCUGUCUGCCGUGUUCCCCCCCCAAGUGUAAAAGUGUGAUGGUUAUAAGCUCGAGCGCGGGAGUUCAUAACUACUUUGGUUUUGAAGUCCCCUCCCCAAUGUCCUGGAACAGUCAAUCUUGUCAACAAUAGAAUGAGUUGAUAAAAGCAUAUAAACAUUGAUGCUGUCACUUUCGAAAUGAAUGGACAAAUUCUUCGGCCCAGGAAAAUGGAGUACAGCAGGUUGCGACGUUUUUAUUCCGAAAGACGAAAUAAAGGACGCCUGUUGCAGCUCAGUGCGACCGAGUUCGAAAAGACAAGGGAUUCCCUCCGAGAAUCAUCAAGAUCACUAUCUUAGUGCACACUAUGGAAAGCUGUAACUACUCGAUGUUUACUCCUUUAAGUCAGCAACUCCAAACAACCUGACAGAUAUAGACGAAUAACGCUUGACUAACCAAUGUAACAAAACAGUCGCAUCAUUUUUGGCAAAAUGAAAACGAAAGAUUGCCUAUAAAUGUUCUGAUGUCUGUCCGGUUCGGCACUAGCUAAAACCGAUAAUAUCUCGACCAAUCUUUUCGCCACAACACCAAGUCCAUUUAUCCGCCUUGUACUAGGGUAGUAACAAACGAGAAAAACACCUCUUUUGUCCGUUAGAAUUUGUACAGAACCGUGUGUUCAUCAAAAUUACCUACGGAGACCGAUUUACUUGAUAGUGCUUUCGGAAAUCCUGUAUUGUAUCAAAUUGUGUUUGUCCUUUUUCGCCAUAAAUGACUUGAAACUGACUUAAGAUAAGGUCCGGAUAGUUUUGACCAAAAUCUAAGCCACCAUAGUACUUUUUGAAUGCCAUCCCAGUUGACAAGUACUUGCGUGGAACUUCCUUCGGGAGACGGGUUUUUAUCCUACUAGUAAAAUAUUCAUAAGGCGCAUUGCUUUACUAUUUCAGGGCAUAUAAUUUAAUCUUUUAAAAACAUGUAUUUUGAGCUCUAGCGGGUAAAGAUUCUGCUUUUGGUUCAAAAUGUGCAAAAUGUUCACCGGAAAAUAUUUGAGCAACAUGAUCCGAAGCAAUCCAAUAUGUGGUUUCAGGCACUGCUAAAAGGACGGUUAAUGCGAAAACUUUAUUUAUUCAAAGGCCGUGCAAGUAAAGCCGAAAGAAGGCAUCUUUUUGGGACAGACAACCAUGAAAACCAGUUCCAGAUACUUAAACGAGUCGUUUCUUGGCCGUUGCACACAAAGGGUUCCUGGACACAGUCCGACUUAUGAGGACACAUAGUUUAUCUUAAGCAGUGUGGGAAACAGUAUUUCCAUAAACCUUUCCGUAAAACUUCACAAACACGCCAAAGUAAAUCUCCUUCUUAACCCUAACUGCAUAAGGCAAAAUUUCGGGACUUUUUGGUAUGGCAGUUUCUGUUGCAUAAUUACAUUAGUGUGGGCCAUAUUCCUACUUUUCAAUGUGAGGGCCCAUAAUUCGGUCGUUUAGAUAAUCUUUAAGAUGAAAGUCUAUAAACAGAUGCUAAACGACCACUCCAAAUUUAACUAACAGACAAACUUUUUAGGAAGUAAAUAUUAUACAAUUGUGUUAACUUCGUUCCCAUCGUCUCAGUAAUUUUGUUUUUUUAAAUAAAAUUAUGGACUGUCCGGCUCAGACUAUUUGCUUACGGAAACAUAAAUUGUAAUUAAUUCGACAUCUGUUGCCUCAGCGAUAAAACCAUUCAAUAAACGAUUAACGAAUAUGUCACUGCCUUUUCACAGUAUAUGUGCGAAGUAUGUUGAUUAGUAAUUCCUAAAUAUUUCUGAAUGAACACCUCAUUGGCUUCAAUCUCUUAUUUACAGCCCGGGCUUUACACGCAUUAAUCUACCUUUCUUCUAUCCUGAUGAGGAGCUUGAAUUCAUCUUGGAUGCCAUUGUCUUUAUUGCAACGUACGGAUGGUAUUUCCUGCCAUUCUAUGAAUACAAUCAGUCAACCGGCUUUUGGCGCUACGCCAGUGACAGUCGGACCGUAACGGCAAAACACCUCCAUAACAUCUCCUACGAGAGAGGGGUGAUGCGGUACAAGAAGGCAGCCAUCCAGUCCAAUGGACAGGCACCAAAGACACUAAAAGUGGGUCAUUACUGUUUGUUUUUAAAGGAAACGCCAUCAAACGGUGUGGGUUUUUUCAUGAGCUUUACACAGUGUUUUGCUUCUUAUCCAAAAUGUGAAAAAGGCUGAUUUUUUGAUUGUUAAAUGGCAGCACUUAAGGGCAAAAAUAAGAAAGGAGAAUGCUACUUUUAUUUUAAUUUUUUCAGAGCUUACUUGUUUUACAAAUAUGGGUAUGACAAACUGUACCUCAUCCUCGUGAUACGAAUGCUACCACUUCGAAAAAGGUGUUUCCAAUCUUUACAGGACGCCAGUACGACAUACCUGUUUGCAGUUUGCCCGGCUUCAGUCGAAUAAACCCUCGCGACUAUUCGCAACCAGCGCAAUAAUUUCUUUAUCAGGCACAUGUAAGUGGUGGCCUGUCGAACGUCCGUCGUAGGCGCUAGGAAAUGGCUGGGCGGUUUUUAUCUAAACGCCGUCUGUGUGAACUUAAUGUAGGCUAUGAAGAGUUUUAAGUGUGCAUGGAUUGAGGGGAUGUAAUUUUAGAACGUAUGCACUGCAUGUACUUUGUGAAAUUUUGGCCGAAACUUACAAGUACAGCGGUUUUCAACUCAUGGUCAGGCCCACUUAAUUGCAAUAGAAUAUGUGCUGUCACGGACAAAUUUAACAAAAAUUCAGAGGUGCGACUAUUGUCCCUCUCUGAAAACGAAAAUGAAAUCAAAAACUUAUGCAAAAAACACCUUUGACCUCUAUUAUCAGCAGCGAUUGCCAGGAUAUUUUCAGAGUCCUAUUCAAUCGCCUGUACAUUCAUCCACGAAGGAACUCUUUCCAGAAACAAAAUGUUGAUUUCACAGACACUGUGGGACCGCAGUCGCGAUCCUAACGAUCUGAUAACUUCGAAAAAAGCGUCAAAGAAUAUAGACAAGCCUUUACGCCACGUCUACGGAUCUGACGAAGGUCCUCGGGGCGGUAAACCUACUGGACCCUAG
Molecule: messenger RNA, 8389 nt
Organism: Spirometra erinaceieuropaei
Lineage: Eukaryota; Metazoa; Platyhelminthes; Cestoda; Diphyllobothriidea; Diphyllobothriidae
Source: the annotation of a GenBank genome assembly